Messenger RNA from Talpa occidentalis (Iberian mole), 2165 nucleotides. It is a transcript of the gene COQ8B, whose product is annotated as coenzyme Q8B. Gene Ontology annotation, molecular function: kinase activity. Gene Ontology annotation, biological process: ubiquinone biosynthetic process. The transcript has 15 exons. The record is from RefSeq and is a predicted model, not a curated record. Gene Ontology annotation, cellular component: extrinsic component of mitochondrial inner membrane. Bases 61 to 1635 code for a protein of 524 amino acids. NCBI's taxonomy places the organism in Eukaryota, Metazoa, Chordata, Mammalia, Eulipotyphla, Talpidae.
CUGCCGGAAGCGCUUGAGGCCCCCACGCGUAGCGGACCCGGAGCCCAGGAGCUGUGGGCUAUGUGGCUGGAGGUGGGGGGCCUAUUGCGGGGCGCCUGUGGACACCUUGGUCGGACUGUUCUGCUGUGUGGGGCCCUGGGGCCUGGGCCCCUCUGGUGGGGGCCAUGUGGGCGUUCUCAGGCCCAAAAGUUUCAUCAGGAUGGCCCUGGCAGAGGCUUGGGUGAGGAGGACAUUCGCAGGGCACGGGAGGCCCGGCUCAGGAAGUCACCCCGACCCCAGCUGAGUGGACGCUCUCGAGAACGCAAGGUGCCAGCAUCCCGUAUCAGCCGCUUGGCCAACUUUGGGGGAUUGGCCGUGGGCCUGGGGCUAGGAGCGCUGGCUGAGCUGGCCAAGAAGUCUCUGCCAGGAGGACGCCUACAGUCAGAGGGUGGCUCCCGCCCAGGUGCCAGCCCUUUCCUGUCAGAGGCCAACGCUGAGCGCAUCGUGCAGACCUUGUGUACAGUUCGGGGGGCCGCCCUCAAGGUUGGCCAAAUGCUCAGCAUCCAGGACAACAGCUUCAUCAGCCCCCAGCUACAGCGCAUCUUUGAGCGAGUGCGCCAGAGUGCCGACUUCAUGCCCCGCUGGCAGAUGCUGAAAGUUCUCGAGGAGGAGCUGGGCAAGGACUGGCAGGCCAAGGUGGCCUCUUUGGAGGAGGUUCCCUUUGCUGCUGCCUCCAUCGGGCAAGUGCACCAGGGCGUGCUGAGGGACGGGACAGAGGUGGCCGUGAAGAUCCAGUACCCAGGUGUUGCCCAGAGCAUCCAGAGUGACGUGCAGAACCUGCUGGCAGUGCUCAAGAUGAGUGUGGCCCUGCCAGAGGGCCUGUUUGCUGAGCAGAGCCUGCAGGCCUUGCAGCAGGAGCUGGCCUGGGAGUGUGACUACCUUCGCGAGGCAGCUUGUGCCCAGAACUUCAGGCAGCUGUUAGCAGAUGACCCCUUCUUCCGGGUGCCAGCUGUGAUUACAGAGCUUUGCACAACCCGAGUGCUGGGCAUGGAGCUGGCCGGAGGGGUCCCCUUGGACCAGUGCCAAGGCCUGAGCCAGGAUAUUCGGAACCAGAUUUGCUUCCAGCUCCUGAGGCUGUGUCUGCGGGAACUGUUUGAGUUCCGAUUCAUGCAGACAGACCCCAACUGGGCCAACUUCCUGUAUGAUGCCUCCAGCCACCAGGUGACCCUGCUGGACUUUGGUGCGAGCCGGGAAUUUGGGACUGAAUUCACAGAUCAUUACAUUGAGGUUGUGAUGGCUGCAGCCAAUGGAGACCGUGACCGGGUCCUGCAGAAAUCCCGGGACCUCAAAUUCCUUACAGGCUUCGAAACCAAGGCCUUCUCUGAUGCCCACGUGGAGGCUGUGAUGAUCCUGGGGGAGCCCUUUGCAUCCAGGGGCCCCUAUGACUUCGGGGCAGGUGACACUGCCCGCCGAGUGCAGGGCCUCAUCCCUGUCCUGCUGCAGCACCGACUCCGCCCGCCCCCUGAGGAGACCUAUGCCCUGCACCGCAAGCUGGCAGGGGCUUUCCUGGCCUGUGCCCGCCUCCAAGCCCGCAUCGCCUGCCGGGACCUCUUCCAGGACACUUACCACCGCUACUGGGCCAGUCGCCAGGCAUAGCCACUGCCCUCAGCCUCCAGAUCAGAACGGAGUCCUGUCAGAUCCUCGGCCAGCUCCAUGGGGGGAUUCCAGCAGCACAACGGACCAUCCCGAUAGGACGACCCUUCCCACCCUGCUCCAACGCUGGGGCACCCUUGGGCCUCCCAGUCUUCCUUUCUUGCCCAAGGGCUGGGGAACUUGGGGCUGGAAAACUCCCCAAAGCACACCCCCAUGUCCUGCUCUCCCCAUUCCAAAGUGUCGUUGGAACCAGUCACCUGUGACGGCCAACAGGGGAGGGGGCUGCAGGUCCUGAUUCAUGUGGAGGGGGAGCCCCUCACUUCUGCUCGGGUCUCCCGUGAUCUGGCUAGUAAGAGGAGAGGGCGGUGGCUGGUGAAGCAGCCCUCACCUUUGCCUCUUUCACGCCUCCACCAGCUGCCUUCGCCCCUGGUUCCAUCCUCGCUAUGCGUCGGGGAGGGGUUGGGGGGUGCUCGAGCCUUCGGUCGGAAUAAAAGCGGACCUCCCCUUUCCCCAGCUCUUUAUUCAGCGAAGAG